UAAUAAUAAUAAUAAUAAUAAUAAUAGGCAUUCCGCAUCACCACCUGACACCUCUUACUUCCCCUCCACACUAGUCCAUAAAAUCACCAACAACCAUUUUCGCCGAAUCACAACAACAUUCCUGAAACAAUUCGGAGCAUGGAUUACAGCUGCCACAAAAAACCACCGCCACGUCAAACAGCCGCCACUUCUGAUGCUGCCACGUUUUCUACACCUGCUUCCCUAUGUUCUCGGUCUGUUAAGUUUCCGAUUUCUCUCAAAACAUCCAAGCCUCCGCUGCUUCUCGUACUAAAACCGGAGUCGGUUUUAAAAAAAAGCCAAAACAGCCUCAGGCUUCAUUAUAGGAUAUGCAUUCUUUGAAAUUGCUUCAUAAUCAUUACUUGCAAUGGACCACUCAAAUGGCGAUGCCAUACCUCGAUCAACGGUCUGAUUUGGGAGAUAUUUACACAUCUUCUUUGUCAGGAGCUACAAAUGCUUUAUCCGCUGCCUUGCUGCGGAUUCCUGUUAGUAGUAAUGUUCAGGUCAACAUAAUAGAGAGAGCAGAGGCUCUGGAUUCGGCAGCAAAAACUACAGAUAUGAUAGUUCACCACAUGCUAAAUUCGUUGCCUAAGGCAGAAGAAAUGGAUAGUCUGAUGUCAGAGUUUGCAAAUGUUGUUGACAUCAUAAAAGCACUUGUUCAAGAAUAUGGAAAUUUAUUGCUAAAACACAGACAGUUUACAGGUGGAAGACUGCAGUUUACAGGGACAUCUAAUGCAAUCAGAAUUGUAUUCCUCUGCACCAUCUGAGAAUAGAUCCUCUAAACCCUCAUCCACAAGCCACCUCUUACAUCCCCACUAUGCUAUUCAGGAAAAUCAUCAGACACCUUUUUUGUCUAAUCAUGACAACAUUCCUGAAACGAUUCGGAGCAUGGAUUACAGAUCUUCCGCCACUCACAAGAAACCACAACAAUCACGUGUGCUUUUCAAGGAAAAUGACAUCCCUAAAUCAUCAUCAACUGUCAAACCCACUAAGUCUUCAAGAUCCAAUACUCCAAUUGCAGCUGCUGCGGCUACUUAUGAGAGGAUCGCUCCUUCGAGAUUUAGGCUCCCACAACAACAUCAUCGUCAAGCAGCCACCACCUAUGAUGCUGCCAAGCUUGUACUCUCAUUACCAAGAAGAUCGCUCCUUCAAACUAGUAGUGGAAGCUGUCAAACAUCAUCCAAAUUUUCUAUACCUACUUCCCUAUAUUCUCAGUCUCUUAAUUUUCCGCUUUCUUUCAAAACUUCCAACCCUCCUCUGGUGGUGCUGCUACUAAGACUACACGGCCUCCACAAUCCAUUAGUACCAAAACCGGAGUUAAUUCAAAAAAGGGGAAAAAACAGCAGCAGUCUUCAUAAGAUGUGCAUUCUUUGAAAUUGCUUCAUAAUCAUUACUCGCAAUGGAGAUAUGCCAAUGCUAAAGCCGAAGUCUCAAUGCAUGCCCAAACCACACAGAUGGAGAAUCGGUUUUUUUCUAUUGGAGCUGAUAUAUCAAAUCUGCGCAAUACUGUCAAGAGGAAACGAGCUGAACUUAAUGAUUUGCUACGAAUAAAAGCUGUUUCCAGCAUUGUUGAGGCUCAGAUGCCAUACCUCGAUCAAUGGUGUGAUUUGGAAGAAAGUUACACAUGUUCCUUGUCAGGAGCUACAAAUGCUUUAUCCAACUCCUUUCUGCGGAUUCCUGUUAGUGGUAAUGUUCAGGUUAGCAUAAAAGAGACAGCAGAGGCUCUGGAUUUGGCAGCAAAAGCUACAGAUAUUCAUCACAUGAUAAGUUUGUUGCCUAAGGCAGAAGAAAUGGAUACUCUGAUAUCAGAGUUAGCCAAUGUUGUUGAUAUCGAAAAAGCAUUUGUUGAAGAAUGUGGAAGUUUAUUGCUAAUAACACACAAUUUACAGGUGGAAGAGUGCAGUUUACGGGGACAUCUAAUGCAAUUAGAAAUGUAGCAACCACUUCUGAAACGAUAACAACGAUAUCAACAUUCGUUGUCCACGUUUUAAGGUGCAAUUUGUCUAGAAAAAGAUGUAUACUGGGAAGUGGUGGAACAAAGUCGAAUUUGCUAUGGUUGAAGGAGCAAUUGGUUGAAGUUGUGUUUUAUACAAAUACGCCUUAAGCUUUUAACAUGGUCGAGGAAGCUAUGGCUGUAUGGGAUCUACCAAAGGUGCUUCUUAGAACUACUCGUAAUACAAUGAAUGUAAUCUGUAGGCGUUAGCUGUUCAUCAGUCUAGCGUUUACAUUAGGGUGUUUGUUCGGGUGGUAUGUCACCCUUAUUUUUGGUUGGUUGUUGCUUUUUGCUUGGACGUUAACGAGCUGGUAUGGCAUUUGGCCAUAUCACCUGAUUUUUUUAUUUAUUUAUUAUUUUUUUUAA
Erigeron canadensis is the source of this 2377-nucleotide messenger RNA. Its product is annotated as protein ENDOSPERM DEFECTIVE 1-like. NCBI's taxonomy places the organism in Eukaryota, Viridiplantae, Streptophyta, Magnoliopsida, Asterales, Asteraceae. The transcript is spliced from 12 exons. Bases 1452 to 1955 code for a protein of 167 amino acids. The record is from RefSeq and is a predicted model, not a curated record. Gene Ontology annotation, cellular component: nuclear microtubule; cytoplasm; centrosome. Gene Ontology annotation, molecular function: microtubule binding. Gene Ontology annotation, biological process: centrosome cycle; spindle assembly.